UCCCCCCUCCGAACGGCCGCCAAGUUCACCGACUACAAUGUGAGGGAGUACGCCAAGAGGAGAACGAUCGAUGGGUUCCGGGAAAGCCAGACGCUCUCGGAGCCCUCCUCGAUUUCUUCGGCCUUCGCCGACGGGAGGAACCAGCUCGAGAUCGCGAAGAGGCAGGCCGUGGUGUACUCUCUCUGCGCUCUAAAGGUUAAGAACGUGAUGGAGAUCAGGAGCGGAUGAGGUAACUGAUCAAAAGGUUUUCCAUCAGAAGGCAUUUUGUUCUCAUAUCAAUUCCUCAUGUCAAGCAGUAGAAGAAGCCUUCUACUCCUAGAGCAAUGCAAGACCAUGAGACAACUGAAGCAAACCCAUGCUCAGAUCAUCACAGGUGGUCUUGGCCAAGAAAGCUUUGCUCUCAGCCGGCUUUUGGCCUUUUGCUCCCACCCAAUCCAUGGAAACCUGUCCUAUGCCCAACUUCUCUUCCAACACAUCCAAAACCCAACUCUCUGCAUCCGAAACACCAUGAUCAAAGCCUUCUUACACAAAGAAAAUUACACCAGACCUUUGGAAAUUUAUCACAGUUUAUUGCAUGAUGGCCUUUAUCCCGACAACUAUACCCUUCCUUACGUGCUGAAAGCAUGCGCAAAUCUUUGGGACAUUAGAACUGGAUCAGGAGUCCACACUCAUGUCGUAAAGCUUGGAUUUUGCGCUGAUAUAUUUGUUAGCAACACACUGGUAUCAAUGUACAUGUCCUGCGGCAACGCGCGAGUGGCGAGGGAAGUGUUCGAUGGGAGUCCCCAACGAAAUGCUGCGACAUGGACUAUAAUGAUUUCGGGAUAUUCCAAGCUGGGGGAAGUUGCAGCAGCUCGUCAGGUCUUCAAUGAUGCACCGGGAAAGGAUAGGGGGAUAUGGGGCUCCAUGGUUUCUGGUUAUGUUCAGAAUAACUGCUUUAAGGAGGGGCUGUUGAUGUUUCGGCUAAUGCAAGCUGAAGGACUAGAGCCGGACGAAGGUGUGAUAGUGAGUGCUCUUUGUGCUUGUGCGCAGCUUGGUGCAAUCGAUCUAGGAUCAUGGAUUCAUCGUUAUUUGAAUUUGGUUGGGUUGCCAUUGAGCAUUCGGUUGGGGACUGCUCUUAUCGACAUGUAUGUGAAAUGUGGGAACUUGGAGUUGGCUAAGAAGCUUUUUGAUAGGAUGCAGAAAAGAGACACUAUAUGCUGGAAUGUGAUGAUUUUAGGGUUGGCAAUGCAUGGGGAUGGAGAGGGUGCAGUCGAGUUUUUUCAUAGCAUGCAGAAGGAAGGGUUGAGACCGGAUGAUGCCACCUUUAUUGCGAUAUUGGCUGCUUGUAGUCAUGCAGGUUUGGUGGAAGAAGGUUUAAAUCUUUUUAAUAGAAUGAAGACUUCAUACUACAUUGAGCCUAGAAGUGAGCAUUAUGGGUGUGUAGUAGACUUUCUUGGUCGAGCUGGGCGCUUUGAAGAGGCUAAGGAAAUUAUUGAAAGGAUACCCAGUUUGAGCAGUCCGACAGAGAGAGCAGUUGCUUGGAGGGCACUGUUGAGUGCUUGCUGGAAUCAUGGGGAAACCAAAUUGGCUGAAAUGGCGGCUGAACAUCUUUUACAGUUGGAAGUCCAUAGUGGAGUCUAUGUUCUGCUCUCAAAUAUUUACGAGAAUUAUGGAAAGAAUGAUUAUGCCAGAAGAUUAAGAAAAUCUAUGAAGGAUGGAGGAGUGCCUAAAUCGCCAGGCUGCAGCUCAAUAGAACUCGGUGGAUGUGUUCAUGAGUUUGUUGCAGGUGAGCAAAUGCACCCGCAAAUGGAAGAAGUACACAGGGUACUGGAGAGACUGAAUGACCAGCAGACAUGUCCAGAUUGCUGAAAGCUGAAUGGCAAUGUUCAUGAAACCUAUUGAUUAAACGAGUAUUCUCUAAUCACAGAGAUUAGGGAUUAUGUUGGAAAGCUAUGUUUACAUGGAAAAGAAUCCGCAGUUUAUGUCGAAAUGCUGCAUUCCAGUGUCUUCAGUCUCACACUGCUCCCAUGUUGAAACACAGCAUAUCUGAAAACUUUUUUCCUUGUCUCUUCGCAAAAGGAAAAUACAUACCGUGUCGGCAAUGUGAAUUACCAACAAAUAUCAAUCAUACUAGCAGAUUUAAAAUAGUCUGAUGUUCCAA
Molecule: messenger RNA, 2140 nt
Organism: Phoenix dactylifera (date palm)
Lineage: Eukaryota; Viridiplantae; Streptophyta; Magnoliopsida; Arecales; Arecaceae
Source: RefSeq, a predicted model, not a curated record